Lingula anatina is the source of this 1734-nucleotide messenger RNA. RefSeq names its product FK506-binding protein-like. NCBI's taxonomy places the organism in Eukaryota, Metazoa, Brachiopoda, Lingulata, Lingulida, Lingulidae. Gene Ontology annotation, molecular function: protein binding. The record is from RefSeq and is a predicted model, not a curated record.
GUUGCUUCCUUUCGUAACAUCUUCGAAACAGAAACUAAUGGUUGCAGAACCGGCAGAACUCACAAGUGAAAAUGAUAUAUGGCACUGCAUCUUGAGCUUAUAUAGAAAGAAACGGUUGCUGAGCCCCUCAAAAAGAGACCAGACUUGUUGAGUUAAUUCUGAAAUGGAAAAUUCUAACAAUGGCACUCCACAACUAGCGGACCCAUGGGUCUCACCAGACAGGUCAAUCUGUAAACAGAUAACCCACCCGGGGGAAGGGUUGUACACACCAAAUGAGGGCUCUAUUGUGACAGUCUGUAUCAAAAGUGUGCACAUUCCUCAGGAUGUUGCUGCUGGUCAACUAUACCAGUAUGACUGUGGGAAUAUUGAGAUUACCCUUGGGUUCCCAGACACUUGGUGCAACGAGAACAUAGAAAAAUGCAUUGAGAGUAUGAAACCAGGGGAGGUGUGCGAGGUUUGUUUCUCAAGAGAUCAUAAGACCUGGGAUGAAUUUAAAGAUGAUGAAGCUAGUAAAGUUGUCCUCCGUGUUACCUUGAAAAGUGUCCAGAGAUGCACAGAUUUGUGGGAGAGAGAGCCGGAACUAAUUUUACAGAUGGCACAAAAAUGCAAAGACAAUGGAUCAAGACUGUUUAAAGAAGGCAACCUGGAGUAUGCUUCUAAACACUACAGUAAAGCUUUGAAAUAUCUCAUAAUUUUAAGAGGGUGGGAUGUAAGCCCCGAGUUAAAUGAAAAGAUACGAAGUUUGUCUGCUGUGUGUUAUACCAAUAUAUCUCUUUGUUUGCUGAGGAAUGGCUCAUAUGAAAAUGUAGUGAGAAGUUGUGAUAAAGCUUUAGAAAUUAACCCCCAGGAUGUUAAAGCUCUCUUUAGGAGAGCUAAAGCAAAUACAGAACUGAAAAACUACGAUGAUGCCAAGAUGGACUUGGCAAAGGCUGAGGCAAAAGAGCCAGGCAAUCCUGAUGUAAAGAACCUGAAAAAAAUUGUUGAAGAACGUUUGAAAAAUUCAGAAAGUACCAUAGCUGCAGGGAUGCGAAAAAUGUUCGGUAGUUGAAAAUAAAGAUUUCUUUUGCAGAAUUAAAGUUGGAGGGUUAUUUUUACUUUAAAACCAACAGGAUAAUGUACAUGAGAUGAUUAAUCAAAUAUUAUGCAAAACUAAACAAAAAUAGAGUAAGAAUUUAAAAGAAACUCAGGUUUAAAGUAUAUUUUAUGGUGUUUGAAAAUAUGCAUAUUAUCAGUUCAGUAAUACAGAUUUUAUGCUUGUAAAAUAAAUGACAUUACAGGACUGCUUGAAUCUCUUUGAAAGCUCGUUAUUAUCUAUCAAAAGGAACAGCCAGCAUUUACUUUUCAGUCUUUAUUCAUAGUAUUUUCUGUAAGCUCCUCACAUUUUACUAACAGUACUGUACCAACACAAAACAAGAUCUCACAUAGCAAACUGGCAGGUUACUGAUUCAGAAGUAAGUUUUUUAAUUGAUGCAAUAGAUAAAUGAAAAAUAUUUUUUGAAAACCCAUUCCUGCUGUCUUUGGUCCGUUACUAGUUGAUUAUAUUUCAUGGAGAGUUCAUAAAUUAUAUAUUCUCUUUGAUCUGACGUGAUCUAUAAAAUAAGUGGAUGGCUCGUUAUUUUUUACCUGUUUUUUUAACCAUUACGAGUUUUAAAAAUAUGGAUUCACAGUAAAUAACUCAAUAAUUAAGUGCUACACAAUAUAACACACAGCCAGCAUAUAUUACAGAAUCUACAU